UGCCGCGGAGCCCGGGGCGGGCGGCUGGGCCGGAGAGCGUGGUUCGCGGCCGGGAGGCGGUGCCGCGGGGCGGGAGCGCAGAACGCCGAGCCGGGCCGGGCAAGACCGCCCGGGGUUGCCACUGCGGGGCCACGCACGCAUCGGCCGAGCCGCGGCCGCCGGGACCAGCCGCGGGGACGUCGGGCGCGAUCCAGAGAACCUGCCGGAGUCCACGAAGCGUUGGCCCGCUGGGCUGCCGGGCAGCCCCUUCUCCGGCACUUGGCGGUGGAGAACCCCGAGGGAGGGAGCGAGAGGAGCAGGACCUUUGUGAUCACAAGGUGCUGAAGAACAGAGACUUACGCCCCCACCCCGCCCCAGGCCCCUGGAGGCUCCCUGAGGCCAGCGGGGGCCAUGGCCGGGCCUGGCUGGCUGGGGCUGGGCCUGUUCUGCUGGGUCCUGUUCGCCGUGCCCGUGGGCCCCCAGCCGGCUGCUCUCACCACACUGACCCCGCCGCCCCAGAGCGAGGCCUCUGUGCUGUCUCUAAACCUGGGCCUGAACUUCAAAUUCCAUCUGCGGGGGCCAGCGGCUGCCUGGGGAAACCCCGCCACCGAGAACCAGCCGCUUUCUCCGGGGCCCAGCUGGGAGUCCGAGGAAGGGGCAGCCAGUGGACUGCGGACCGACCCCCUCUGGGAGCUGCUGGUGGGUUCCCUGGGGAACUCGCCCCCGGAGUGGGGCUCUGCUGAGGGCAGUUCGACUCCCGGGGUCCCCUCCCAGCCUCAAGAGCCCACAGCCCCCCUUUCUGGACCCACCAACUGGCCGGCCGCGACCUCCCAGCCCCGGAGGAUCACGGGGACCUGGGACACUGCCCUGCCUGCAGCCACAGCGCCUCCUUCCAGUGCUCCCAGGCAUCCCCCGAGUGAGCUGGAGCUGAAGUUUGAUGUGGCCUUGCGAGCAGGCGCGGCCCCCACGCUGGGCCAUCGGACACUGCCCCUGUUGCCCAGCCUGCGGGCGAGCCUGGCCGAGAUCGCUGGGCGCCUGGGACCCUUCGGGUUCUUUGGCACCACGCUGUCCCCACUCCGGAACUUCUCAGGCCCCAGCCCAGCCACCGCUCCAAGCUCUACCUCUGGAGUUUCAGAUUCUCAAGGAUUCUUUGGCACGACUCUGUCCCCGCCCCCUUUCUUGGGGGAGAGAAGGGUUCCAAGUGGAAGCCCCCUGGAUUUGGCCACUUCCUCCCGCCCAGUCUCGGGUCCUGCUGCAGCUCUGGAUGCCACACUCCCCACCGCUGGCCCGGAGGACUCCAGCCCUGCCAGCCUCGGGACCCCUUCGGAGCCUGAGUGUGGACCGGCGUCCUGCAGCGUCCAGGAACUGCCCGAGGGGGACGCGCCACCGGUGGGCCCGCUGCCUCUCUUCUUCCUGAGCCUGGAGGCCGACUGGGCCGAGGCGCGCGCUCGCUGGGGGCUGGCCUGGGAGGCGCACGUCUACGGGGUAGGCGCGCUCUUCGGCCUGGUGGCGCUGCUGGCGCUGCUGGCACUGGCCCUCCUGCCCUGGCGCUGCCCGCCCGGCGCCCCUUGCCUGGCGCUGCUGGAUCUGCUCUUGCUCUCGGCCGGCACCUCGCGGGCCUUCCCGCUCUUCUACGACGCCUACGGGCACCGGGAGCGGCUGCCGGCGCUGGCCUGGCUGCUGCUGCAGGACCUGCCGCUACCCUGCCUGGCCUCCGGCCUGGGCCUGGCCUGCCUGCUGCUGGCCCGCCCGCGCCCGCCGCGCUGUCCGGCCGGCCUAGCCGCGCUGCUGCUCCUGGGGCUGGCGCUGGCGGCCGCGGCUGCCCUGGGCAGCGCCGCCCACCGCCCGCUGCGGCCCCUUCGGCUGGCCUCCCGGGGACUGCACGCCUUCCUCGCCGCGCUUCUGUCGGGGCUCCUGCUGGCGCUGUCCUGCGUGAGGGGCCGGCGGCGGCGGGCCAGGGCACCCCUGGGGGGAUCGGGCUUCAAGGGCGCCACCCCUCUCCCCCAGGCGCGCAGCCCGUUCGCCCCGCGGGAGUCGUGGCGGCGCGCGGCGCGCACGGCCCCGGUGGCCGGCACCUUCGGGUUGCUGAGCGGCGCCCUGCAGGGCUACGAGGUGCUGCACGCCCUGGGCUACGGGGGUCAGCCUGGCCUGGAGGGGCCUUGGCCCUGGUGGGCCUUUCAGCUGGGGCUGCGCCUGGGCGAGGUGGGCGUCGCGCUCCCGUUGGCGCUGCUGGGCCUCUAUCCCGCGCUCUGCAGCCCCCGCGUGCCGCCGCGCUGCUGGGCCAAGCUCUUCCGCUGGUCCCCGGGCCACGCGGCCCCGCUGCUGCCCUCGGGAGGAUGGGUGCCGGGACCCCCGGAUAAGGAGCCACUCGGAGGUGCCAUCGCGCGCGGCGACGCCGAGCUGCUGCAGCUGUGCGCGCUGGCGGGGCCGGGCCCCGACCUCCUGCUCCAGGGCGGCGCCGGCCGGGCCUUCGAAGGCGCGGCGGCCAACAACCCGGGCCCUUCCCCGACCUCGUCCCCCUGCAGCGACUACACCGUGGACUUCCGGCCGCCCUCCCCCAUCAACCUGCGGCGCAGCAUCGAGGAGGCGCUGUGCAGCGAGGCCCUGCUGGCGCCCGGCUUCUUCCAGGGACCGGCCUUCGGGGAUGCGCUCCCCGGGCUGGGUCUCUAUCGCACCGCCUCGCUGGGGGCGAAGACGGGCAACGGGCCCAGCGGGGACUCUCAGGAGGCCCCCGGCUCCCCCGCGCCCCCCGAGCUGCCCUCCCCCGGCACGUGGCCCGCGGACAGCAGCGCCUCCUCGGGCUCGCUGUGCGGACUCUCUCGGGACAGCUCGUCCAUGCUGCUAUGCUCCAGCCCCGACCGCCCCCUUCGCUGCCCGCUGGUCCGCGUGCUCAGCCCCCCGCGGCCCUCGGGGAACGGCCCCAACCUGCCGGCCGCAGGCUCCUACCGGGCCCUGUCCCCGCCCUCCCGCGACUCCCCGGAGCCCGCGCCCCCGCUGCCCGCCGAAGAGGCCUUGCUGCACGAGCAAUUCUUGGACGCCUGCCGCCAGAUAGACGAGCUGAGCAUGGGCAGCGACACCAUAGACCUGUGAAGAGGAGACCCCCCCACCCCCCACCCCCUGCUGCGGCGGCCUGAUGACGCCCCCUUCUGGAGACCUGAACACUGUAAUCGUCCCCUGUCCUCUCUGGCUCAGAUACCUCUCCAGGCUCCCGCCCCUGGGCGCCUCUAGGUCAGUAGCCGGCCUCUGUGGAUUGGGAACUCCAAUUGCCACCUCCAAUGGCCCUGGGCAAUAGUGCCCUCAGCUGCACUUCUUAGCUGGCGGUGGGAUGGGGGUGGGGGGUGGAAACCCACUGUCCCUUGGCAUUCACCAGCAAUAAAGCUCCAAGGUGCUUCACUCCAGACCACUCUCUACGCUGCUGUGAGGGAGCAAUUCUGUCCUCUCCCCCCCAGAUCCCAGCCUCGGUCUUUACACUGACCUCGGCCAUGCCCAGGAAUCCACCCUGCCCAGGGAGCACACCCCUGCCUGCCCCCAGCCCUCCCCUCAGAAGAGUCCGUGUCCCCUAAAGGAGACUUCCCCGCAGCUGGGUAGGUGAUGGGCACUUUCAGAGUUAAUUUAUCAAUAAAA
Messenger RNA from Sorex fumeus (smoky shrew), 3603 nucleotides. It is a transcript of the gene PRRT4, whose product is annotated as proline rich transmembrane protein 4. The transcript has 5 exons. Bases 391 to 3069 code for a protein of 892 amino acids. Lineage: Eukaryota; Metazoa; Chordata; Mammalia; Eulipotyphla; Soricidae. The record is from RefSeq and is a predicted model, not a curated record.